This is a messenger RNA of Ceratitis capitata (Mediterranean fruit fly), 8396 nucleotides long. Its product is annotated as transcription factor Sp8-like. NCBI's taxonomy places the organism in Eukaryota, Metazoa, Arthropoda, Insecta, Diptera, Tephritidae. Gene Ontology annotation, cellular component: nucleus. The record is from RefSeq and is a predicted model, not a curated record. Bases 54 to 1226 code for a protein of 390 amino acids. The transcript has 2 exons.
AAACAAAAGAAAAACAGAAAAAAAACGCAAAAGCGUUAUACGAAAAGAAGUUGAUGUUGGAUUUUUGUUUGGUGUUGUUCCAGGAAACGUCCGAUUCGCCCCACGCGACCACUGCCAGCGAUGGCGGCCGUUGUGGUGGUGGCGGUGGUAUUGGCUCGACUAGCGCUGGCGGUGGUGGUGGCGGUGGUAGCACGAUCUCUUGCUCCACUUCAGCGGCCGCCGCCGCCGCUGCUGCUGCCAUAGCUGCCUCGGCCGCAUCCAGCGCCCACCAUCAUCUCGAUCAAUCGCAAACACCGCCUACCCUUUAUCCCUGCAUGUAUUGCGGCCAGACAUUCCAGCACCAAAGUAAGCUAACGCGACACAUACUCUCGCAUUCGCUAAAAACGCUGGAGUAUCGUGAGACGGCACAGCAUCCGCUGCUGCAUUCACACCUGCUAUCGCAUGACCUCAAUUUGGCGCAAUUGCCACAAUUUACCACAUACCAAAUGAGCGCACUAGCGGCUAGCGGCGCUGAUACUCAGGAACAACAACAAGUAACAGCCGCGGUUGUGGCUGCCGCUAUGGAAUUGGAUUUUGCCGCUGCUUUAGCGGCUACUUGUGGCGGUGUGGGCACACGUGGCACACUCGAUCUCGACGGCAGCGGUUGCGGUGGUGGCGGCGGUGGUGGUAGUGGUGGUGCUGGUGGUGUUAGAUCCGGUCAUGGUGGUAUUGGCGGUUCGGCAUCUGGUAAUGGCGGCAUUGGCGGUUCACCGGCGGGUAGUGGCGGCGGUUUAAUACUAAGUGGCGGUCCUAGUUCGUCCUCUUCGUCAACAUCGGCAGCGGCGGCGGCGGCAGCAGCAGCUGCGGCAUUAGCGGCGACAUCUUCGUCGUCCAGCUCGCUGUUGGGCGCCACAUCGGGUUGCGCCGAUCCGAAUAGUGUUGUGCUGUGCAAAUUCUGUGGGAAGAGUUUUCCCGAUGUCACAUCGUUGAUUACACACCUGCCGGUGCAUACGGGUGAGCGGCCAUUCAAAUGCGAAUUCUGUGGUAAGGCGUUCAAGUUGCGCCAUCAUAUGAAGGACCAUUGUCGCGUACAUACGGGCGAACGACCUUUCCGUUGUCACAUGUGCGGGAAGACUUUCUCACGUUCAACCAUACUUAAGGCGCAUGAGAAAACCCAUUUUCCCAAAUAUGUACGCAAAUUUCUCUCACCAAGCCCUGUCGACACAAAGGAUGAACUACCGCAAUAGUGAAGCGACUUUAGUUUGCUACUAAACUAUUAUUAUUAUUAUUACUACUACAACUACAACAUACAGGAUAAUAAUAAUUAUAACUACUAUAACUGACGAUGAGCGAUCGUGAUCUAGUUCCGUAAGCGAUACAGCGAUACAGCUAGAGAGAGAGAGAGAGAGGCAGAGGGAGAGGGAGAGUAAAAGCAAAUAAGUGAGCGGUAAAGGUGGCAAGAGAGUGCUCAUAGGAAGAGAGAGAAGAGCGUAAAACGAGUUCUACGAGGCUCUAAACCUACAUGCAUACAUAUAUAAAUAACUAAGAUCACGAUCACGAAAUGGCGAAAUAUUCAAUACAAAAUGGCGGAGAAACCCAACACGAAGACGAUGACAAACCACAUGACGAGAAAGAAUUUUGUACCCGAACGCCUACGGCCUUCACGGAGCGCAAAACCCGACAAAGCUGAGCCGCAACUCAGCUCAAUUAUUUGUUAAACAAAUCGUUUAAAACAUGAAGAACAAGAAGAAGAGGAAGAAAAAUGUGAAACCAAAAGGAAAUCUAAAAGUCUGCCAGAGCAUACAAACAGCAGCAAUUAUAUACUUAUCUUAUAUACAAAUACAAUAUACAUACAUAUUUGUAACAUAUGUAUAUAUACAUAUAGAAUAUGUAAUACAUAAAGAGAGUGCAAGAGAGACAGACACACACUCAAUGCAGAAAAUACAGUUUCCGUUAUAGUUGGAUGCACAUAAUAAAUACACUUACCGUUAUAUACAUGUAUAUACAAACAUAUAUACAUAUGAUUAAGUAACUAAGCGCUGAAGAGAAAGUGAGAGUAGAGAAAAGCUUAACUAAAUAAGUUAAAUAUGUCAUUAUAUAUACAUAUAUACAAUGCAAUACACACACACAAAUAUAUGUAUAUACAUAUACAGAAGUAUAUAAUAUGAAAGCUUAUAUAUACACACCCACAUAUAAUAUAUACCAUAUAUACAUACAUACAUACAUAUAUAUUAAAAUAUUAAAAAUAGUUGUAAGAAAGCUAAAAACACAAGAGGGAAGCGAAAAAAGUGUAAAAAUUAGUUAUAGAAAUAGGCAGAGCGAGAAAAAAGUGACGAAAUGGCGAAAGUAUGCAGAGAAACGCUGAGCGUUAAUGCAUAACUUUCAAGACAUUAGCAUUUUUUUUUUACGAAUAGGAAUUGUGUACAGAGUGUGUUUUAUUGUAGGGCCCUGAGUGAGAAAUAAAAGAAAACUCGAAAAAAAUGACAAGAAUGACAAUUAGUAGAGCGAAAGUGUAUGAGCCGAGACAGAGACAUACAUAUAACCAAGGCGAAGCAGAGAAGUGUUUAGAAGAGAAUGUAAGAAAGCAAAAUGAAAGAAAAGCUCAAAAGCGCUAGAAGCCGCUCGUAAAGCUAAACUAAAGUGCAUGAGGACCAAAUUUUGUGAAAUGUAGCACAGUUUUAGGCGCUCCAAAUAUAUUCAUGACGAAUUUCUUGAUUGAAUUUUGCUUACUUUCAACUUUGCGUAAUCACAAAAAUAACGUGCUUUUUGUUACAUAUUUAUAUAUAAUAUACCAAAAUAUAAUUUUUUGUUUGUUCACAAUUAACCGUUUUAAAAUGCGACGCAGAACCCUCAGCGUUGGCAAGAUCUCAUGUGAUCCAUUUUUUUAAUUAAAAAAAAAUAAACAAAUAAUUAUGUAUGAAAACACACAACAAACCACUUAUGUGGCCAUAAGUUUUUGAAAAAUUCUGUUCAAGAGCUCGUUUAAAGUUCUACCGCAUAAAAAUGCAUGAACGUGUGUUAAUGAAAGCUUAUUUUAUGUCAGGUGAAAGCUCUUUUCCGCUUUUGAAACUUCAUUUUGUUAUUUUCACGCGACAGUAAAUACAAAAACAAUGACAAAUAGUUAAUAAAAAAUCAUACAACAACUCACAUACAAUUACAAUAGAAUAAACAAUUGGUGCUAAUAAAACUACAAACUUAUAUAAAACACAAUAAUAAAAUAGAACAAAUACCAACAUUUCAAUAGAACACGUAAAGGCAGUUAAAUAGUUAAGAGUACAAACGUCAAUUUUGCCGUUAAUAGUAUAUAUUAUUAUAUAUAAAGCUCACACAUGCAAAAUUUUAUUUUUUUACACGGGCUUAUUUACAUACAAGAACAUUUGUAGUUGUUUUUUACGCCCCAACGUCCUUUUUCGUUUAUACAAUUUCCUAGCGGCGCUUCAGGAGUUUUCAAGUGAGUUUUACUAAGCUUUAUAUAGAAAGGCUUUUAAAGCUUUCAUUUAAAAAAUAUUUUUCCUCCAGAGUGUUAAUAGCAUAAAGUUUUUCUUACUUAUUAUUUAAAAAAAUUGUAAAUAAUAGCUCUUCAAGGCAACUUCUACAACUUUAAAAAGCUCUAAUUAUCUUCUUAAUUUCUAAAACAAAGCUCAAACUAAUUCAAUAAACUGAACUUUACGUUCAUAAUAUAACAAGGCUUUUGUUUAGAGUUUUAAAGCUUUUAUAAAAGCUUUCUGUUUUUUAGUGCAAAAGCUUUUAAGUUGGAUUUGAAAUACAUGAAAGGCGUUUUUUAAUUAAAAUAAAUUUUACUGGCUUUUUAGUUCUUCAUUUAUAAAAAGUUCUAUUCUCGAAAAACUUACGGGAUUCGAACUUUGCUUUUUAAAAAUCUCCUUGAACAAAUUGUAUUAAGUUUUGUAAUUAUCCAUAAUAAGCUUUAAAACAUCAAACUUUUAAAUAUUUUCCCUAUUUCAACAUUUCAACUUUAAUUUAAAAAAAAAAUGCUUUUAGAGCAUUUCAUUUUUUAGUGCCAGAGCUUAAAAACAGAUUUUAUGAACAUACGCCUUCCAAGCUUUUAAUACAAAAUUUAUUCACUCUACUAAAUUUUUUGCUGAUCUUCUCUAAAUCAAACCUCCUAAAGCGCUUUCAUUUUUCGACUAAGCUUUCACAAAUGAAUUGAGCUUUCAUAUUUUAUGCGAAAUUUUGCUUUCAUUUUAGCUGAAGAAAAUUGCGGUUAGUGUAAAAAUUUAAUGAGUAAAUUUGAAGCAAAAAAACAUUGAAAGCUCUAUUAUAUGAUUUUAUUAUUUAGCAGAGCCUAAAAUUUACUAAGAAAAAGGACGAUAAAGUUACAAAUUAUGACAGGAAAGGAACAAAAAAAAACUAUAAAAUGUUUUUGAAGAAAAAGAUAUAGAAAAAAAUUUAAAAAGGGCGCGGAACAUGGAGAAAGGGACACUGACAAAAAAACAAUUUUGAGCUGGCAGAAAAGUAGGAGCCGCGAAAAAUUUUUGAGCGUGACAAAAUUAAAGUAAAAAAAGCAGCGGACAGAGAGCAAAAUAAAAUAUUAAAAGAGGGAAGGUUAGAACAAAUGAAGGAAAAAGUUAGAUAAGAGCAAACCGAUAAUUUGUUGCAUAGAGAAUAUCUGUGAUCUUAACGAUAUUUAUAAAAAAUACAUACAUAUAAAAAAUAUUAAACCGAAGAAAACAAUUUAAUUGUAAAAAAUACUAAUCAAUAAUCGAGAGAAAAAUGAGGAGAUAACAAAAAAUAUAAAUUAAAAUGAAAAUAAUUAAAAGUGUGUUAAAACGUAAAUUAAUAAAAAUGCAAAAAAUAGUAAAAUAGACAUAUAAGGGAGAGCAUGAUAAAUUUAGAGAGGCAUGAAAAAAUAUUAAAUAAUAUUAUAAUAACACAGUUAAAGUGUAUUAGUACAUACAUACAAAUAAUGUUAAAACAAAAGUAGAACACAAAGGCGCGCAUGCGUGAAAUCUUUUUUUAAUUUUUUUUUCUACUUAGAGCCUAAAAAAAUAUUUUAAUUUUGGAAUUUUAAGAUGAAAUAGCACAUCUUACACAGGCGAGACAAGCGAACGCGAGUACAGGCAAAUUUAGUUACAUAUAUACAAAUACAUAGUAUGUAUAUGCACAUUUGUAUGAACAUACAUAUAUAUAAAGCUGUAAAUGAACUUAAUACCCUUACUAACACACACACACACACACACACACACACACACAGCCACAAACAAGACACUUCCGCUUAAGCACAUUUUUUAGGCCACUUUCUGUUGAGAAAACUUUUGGCAACGUUAGACAUCAAGCAACAACAAACAUUAAUAUUAAUAUUAGUUAAUUUAUAAACAACAAAAAUGUUUUUCGGCACUUUGGCGUAUAUUUAAGUUCAAGAAAAGAUUUGCACUUUGUUUUUAUUCUUCUUUUGAAUGUUUAAUUACAUCUAUAUAUGUAUUAUAUAUGUUAAAUAUAUAAGCAAAAUAUACCUUUUUCUUCAACUUUUUCUAUUAACACCCAUAUAUAUAUAUAUGUAUGUAUAUGAAAAAAUCUUUGAUUUUCGUCUUAUCUACUUACGUUAUUUCGUUCUCUUAACCAUUUACAUAUAUAUAUUAUAUAUAUGUAUACUAAAAAAAAAUUGUAUAAAAUUAACCUUGUAAAAGUUAUAUAACAAAGGCAUAAUAUUUACAUGCAUACAUACAUACAUAUAUACCUAUGUAAUUUAUGUAAGGCAUCUUUUAUAAGGUAGUGAGACAAAAAGUUAACACAAGCAGACAUAUUAAAACAAAAACAAAAACAAAACAAAAAAUUAAAAAAAAAACUUAUACAUUUAAAAUUGUAUAAGUGUAUACAAAAUUUAUCGAUUUAGGUAAAAGCGAAAAUUAUUAAAAAACAAAAAAAAAAUAUAUUGACAACUUAAGCAUAAGUAAAAAUUUGUGCAAAAAAAAAAACUUAGUGAGAAAACUUUAGACCAGAAAAAAGAACACUUUUAGGCAAACCGAAAAAUAUUGCACUUUCGAUAACUGCAAAAAUACAAACAUACAUACUUACCAUAUAUACAUUAAUAAACACAUACAUAUAUGAGUCUUGCACAAUACAUACCUAGGCCUAACGUUGUAAUUUACAUAUAUACACAUAUGUAUAUAUUUAGGAACCCCUGCCAUCAGUGACUACGAUGACUCCUUUUGCCGCUCUUAUGAAAAGUAAAAAGCAAAACAAAAAAGUAAAUAAUAUUCAAACUGCUCAUAUAAUAUUAUAUUUUCAACGUAACUUCAACAAAUUUGUAUUGAGGGCUUAAAGGUUUUAAAAGGAAAGCUGUUUGAAAAAGAAAAAAUUAUUAGUUAAUUGAUUAAAUUUAAAAAAAAAAAUAUUAGGUCUUUUUCACCUAAAAACUUUUAUAUAUAUAUAUAUAUAUAUUUUUUUUUUUUUUUUGAAAAGUUCAAAAGCUUUACUACUGUAAAAUUGCAUGGAAGAGAAGUUUUCGAAAUUGAUACUUUAACGUUAUUGAAAUCUUUACACCUAAAAAGCUUUAAAAACAUAACUGCUUGUUUUUUAUUGUCACUAUUUAAAGAGCGCGAGAAAACUUUGAGACUAGAGCUUUGACUUGAAAGAGCUUUCAAAAUCAGCUACGCCCCAAGAAAACUCCAAAAAUUAAGGAAAAUGUAAUGCAAAUCUUCAAGGAAGAUUUUAUUAUAAAUCUAUUUUUUUUUUUCAAAUUUUCUAGAGCUUUAAUUUAUGAUUUAACUGAUUUAAAAAAUUCGCACCUAAAAAGCUUUGAAAACAUCACCACAAAUAUUUUGUGCUAUUGGACUAUAAAGCGGAAGAUGCGUUAUUUAAGAAUCAAUUAUGCUAGCUUGGCCCUCGAAGAGCUUUUAAAGCACUUUUAAUAUAUUGCCAAUGUUCAAAAAUAACCCGAAAAAGCUCAAGCGAUAUUAAUAAAUUUAUUUUUAAAAUGUUCUUGGUGAAUUAAAAGUAAUCGGUUAUUUUUGCAUGAAAUUGACUAAAUAUAUAAAAUCUAUAGACGAAAGCUCCUCAAACCAUUUUUAAACUUUUGAAAAUUCUUGCUAAAAUUGUAUUCAUUGCACAAUAAAAUGAUUUACCUUAAGGUGAAAAAGUAAUUUAGGUGAACCAUAUCCUUUAGAGUUUUUCACAAUUUAUUAAAACUUUUUGAAAUACAAAAAUUUCUUUUCAACUUUGCAAAUAAGCUUUACAAAAGAAUAUUAGAAUAAAAUUUUCAAAUUAUAUUGUUUAUAUUGUUUAAUUAAACAAUUACUUUUAAAAGCAAAGAUAUAUAAAAAUUACUCCUUAAGCUUUUUAAAGAGCUUUGGGAAAGCUCUAAAGGAAAACAUUUAAAAAUGUGUAUGUUCCUAAGAGCUUAAAGAAACUACUUAACAAGCUUUCAGUGGGGGUUUUGCCAAAGCUGAGCUCAGCAGAUACAAAUUUUAAACGCUUAUAUUUUGAACUAAAUAAUUUUCCCGUGGUUUUUUCCUAACGAAAGUCUAUACAUUGAAAGCUUAUUAUGUUACUUAUUUCUCAAACUGAGCUCAUCUCAUAAAGUUCGAAACGUAAAUCUGUAUUCACCUCAACUAAUGAAAUUUGUUUGAAAUGUUUUUAACAGCGAAGAUUCUAGAAAACUUUUCAUUUAAAUUCAUUAUUGUUUUUAAAAGCUUUCACAACUUUUGUAAAAAAAAUCUUACGUAAUUUUCGUAGUAAAGCUUUCGAUCACACAAAAUUAAAAAAAAAACUUUAUUUUAAUUAAGUUGACAACAUUUCCUUUCGUUUUUUCGGCGCUCAUAACAGUUUGAGGCGUUGCUGUCUCAUUGGCGUUAAUCAACCGUUAAGGAUUAAAAAUGUGUUAAAAAGAUCUCAAAAUUUUUUGUAUUGUAUUAAAAGCAUAAUAAUAAUAAAAUAAGCGAACUAGAGGGAAAAAGUGUGUGUAAGGAUGAUAAACUUAAAACAAGCGAUUGCAAAAAGAAAAUUUAAUUAUAUAAAAAUUAAAUAAUUAUAAGUCAACCCAUGCAGCGCCAUUGAUCCACCAACGCGACAAUGAUUGAUAUAUAUGUAUAUUUUUUUUUUAACGCGCCAUAAAUAAUUAAAAAAACAACUUUUUAAAGCUCUACACGUUUGUAAAGAUUUUUUGUUUAAUUUUGCUUUCGCAACAAAUUGCACUCUUAGUAAUUUAACAAACAUACAUACAUACAUGAAGUAACCUUAGGCAAAAUUCAAAAUUCUAAAUUCAAAAGAAAAAGUAGUGGAAAAAAACAAAACUACUGAGGCAAAAAAAAAGUCAACUAAACACGCAUGAAACCCCCUUUCGGCAACAACUUUUUGGAUAAACAAUUUGGCUGUGAUAGUGUUAAAAAAAAAAUUUAAAAAAAAUGAGAAUUAAAAAAGAAAAUUAAAAUAAAUUUAGCGUAAUUAGAACUGUUAAUUUA